Messenger RNA from Nezara viridula (southern green stink bug), 1706 nucleotides. Lineage: Eukaryota; Metazoa; Arthropoda; Insecta; Hemiptera; Pentatomidae. The record is from the annotation of a GenBank genome assembly.
AAUAAAUCAAAUUUCUUUUAAUGCCCAUAAAUACUAUGUAUAUUUUUAAAAGCACACUUUAUGGUGCAUCGCACUAGCGCAUCCUGGAUUUAAUUUUGGGAGGGGCUCCAGCCAGAAAUUUUUUUUUUUUUAAGUAACGAUAUUUACUUCGGAAAAUAAGAAAGAAACUAACUACAUAUAUGAACUGGUGUUUAAAUGAUUCCUAAAGCUCCUUUAAAUGCGAUUGCACGAAAAAUUAUACUUUAAGAGAUGUUCGAGCUGGUGUGGCCGAUCCCGGAGGAUCGCUUCGACGAGGUGAUCGCCCACCUGAGGUACAACUUCUUCCCGGACGAGCCGCUCAACCGCUCCGUGGGCCUCUGUCCCAGCCCGGGCCAGCCUCACCAGCAGCUCGAGGACCACGCCAUAUCCACCCUCGCCGAUGGCAUCUCCGUCAUGGCAGUCAAUGACAAGCAAGAGCUGGUCGGAGUGAUACUCAAUGGAGUCCUACGUGAAGGUGACCUGGAAGAGGCUCUGGCCAAACUCGAGGCGAGCGAAGACGACAAGUUCAAGACCAUCUUUGAGCACCUCUACAAGAUCAAUAUUGACCUGGAUCUGUUCAACAAGUUCCAAGUUGACAGCAUCUUCGAGGCGAGGAUACUCUCAGUUGACAAAGCCUACAGAUCCUUAGGGUUAGCAUAUAAGUUGAUGGCCAAGUGCGAUGAUGUUGCAGCAGAGAAAGGAUUCAAGGUGAUUAAAGGGGAUUCUACAGGAUUGUUUUCUCAGAAGAUUUUGGCGAAACUUGGGUACGAAACACUACUUGAGGUCAAAUAUGAAGAGGUCAAGGAUGAAAAUGAAGAAAUAAUAUUCAAAACCCCUCCGCCUCAUACAAGUUUAAAAAUAAUGUACAAAAUGGUUGGUGAGUAAAUCAAAAGGCCUAAAAAAAAUCUUAUCGGAUAUGCUUCAUGUUGGAGAUUUUGUGCCAUUGGCUCAUCUACAGUCGGCAACAUGUGAGCUAAAAUUAGAAUUUUGAAUAAGGAGUUCUAAAAAACUCCUGGGUUGUAAGCCAUAUACGUAAGUCAUCAGUUUUUCUUCUGUUUUAUCAGGUUAAAAGAUACUUGUACCAUUAUUAUUUACAGUAUUGAGACAACGACUAUCUAUUCUAUGUUCCUAUUUGCUCUAGUAAAUCUUAUUUAAAUUUUGAAAUUAACUUGCAUGGUUUAUUGGUUCCUGUUUAUCUUAUUUUGAGAUGAUAGUAUUAUUCCUUGUAAUAAACUAUCACUGGGUAGUUAGUUACCUAUAUAUAUAUACCCCAAAAUCGGUUGUGGGAAGCUUUUGUGAUAUUAUAUAUUAUUGUACCUCAAUGCGGUUUGAGUUAAACAUUAAAUAUAAACCUAUACAUAUAUAAACAUGUAUUUGCUGUUAUAAGUGUUAAGCUGUAAGAUAGUAUUAAGUAUUUUCUUAACAUUAGUUGUUAUCGGAGUUGACAGUUAGUAGUGCAUAUAUAUUUAUCAAAUUUAGUCGCCUUCUGUAGUACAUGCUACUCUUUCCAUAUUAAUGUAUUCUUUUUCAUAUAAAUUGAAGACUUUCCCAAGCGAUAUAAUUCUUCCUUUUUCAUUUGUGAUUCUUUCUGUUGCAAUUAUCUUAAUUUUAUUUUUAUUAUUUAUUUACUAACAAAAUUAUCUCUAAUAAAUACAAAUAUUUUAUUACAGUUAAUAUUUAAAAUUUAG